CACAAGAUACAGGUAACAGGGUGUCUAGACAUUGUCCAGAUAUUGACAACAGUGAAUAUGUUGUGUUUGUUUUUCAAAGUACUGUAAUGAUCGGUGCACUGUACCAAAACAGAAUGAAGUCUGAGAGAAGCCAUUUAUUAUGGCACUAAACCAGAAAGAUAUCAGUCAGGAUGGAACAGGUGAAAUGGCCUCUGUUCAGCCGCUAAUGUAAUCAGAUGGCAUCUGUGUGCCCAGGGGUAAACAUGUAGGUUAGGGCCCGGCCAUCAUUUUUCAAUGUAUUUUUUGUUUCUGGCAGGCAUGGUAUGUGCGCUUUUGCUUCUUGGUAGGGUGUGGUGUGAAAGAUAGUAAUUGUCAUCCUGUCGACAUGAGAGACUGCAACAAUAAAAUAGGCUGGGCACUCUAUGAUGAUGUAGAUUCCACGUUGGUUCUCUUGGUUUAAUCUAAGGUCUUAGAAAUCACAGCAUAUUGUAAUGCAAUUUGCUCGGUAUUUAAUCUGGGUGGGGAAAGGUGGCAGAGAGAAGAAGGAGGUGGGACGUCACUAAUGGGUCUGCAUUUCAGUGCGUGUGCGCACAGGCAGAGGCUUAAAAACUGUCCGUGCUUAUACAGUCAGAUGUGGUGUGGUAGCCUACUCCUCAAUUGCUUAUGUAGUUUUUAGAGUUGUAAUUUCUUUUCGGUAAGCCUGGAGAUUUCCAGGAUGCUACCUUUUGCUAGAUUUAUAACAAAACUAUAACGAAAACAUCCAUCGGUGAAAUUAAAAUCAAACUCACCAUGACUACAAACCGAGGAUUACAAAGAACUUUGAGAAGAAGUGGAAGUUUACCUGCGUCCCGUACUGUGAGAAUUGUGAUUUUGGGUCAAGCUGCAGUUGGUAAAACGGCCAUGGCAGUGCGAUUUAUCACCAGGAGAUUCAUCGGCGAGUACGACCCUACUCUAGAGACUAUCUACAGACACGAGGUUGCCAUAAAUGGAGACGCGGUACACUUCGAGAUACUGGAUACAGCGGGGCAGGAGGAGGACGCCCUGCUGAUCGAGGAGAAGAUCAGGUGGGGCGACGGCUUCCUCAUCGUCUACUCCGUCACAGACCGGUGCAGCUUCGACGAGGUCAUGCGCCUCUGUUUCCUGGUCAACCACAUCCAUGCUGGGGCCGGUGGUGGCAGGCGGAGCAACGCCGAGCCGCCGCCCACACUCAUCGUGGCCAACAAGAAGGACCUGGAGUACGACCGCAUGGUGAGCCCCGAGGACGGCGAGAACCUGUCGCGCGGCCUCAAGCUGCCCUUCCACGAGAUCUCGGCGCGGGACAGCUGGGAGGAGACGGCCGCCGUGUUCCACGCCCUCUACGCCGAGGUGGCGCAGCAGCUGGACGCCUCACCGCCCUCCUUCCGCCGUCGGGCCGUCUCCAAACUCAUGGAGAAAAUACCCAGAAUUCACUCUGGCACGGCGCUGGGUGCCGCGGGACGCAGCUUCAGCUUUGGAUCCUUUAGAGAUUUCUUGCCUGAGUAAUUACUGGGGAACAUGGACCCUCCUGAGGUACAGGAGGUGAGGGUGCAUACCUUCAACCCUGAUCUAGAUGUAGAUAGAGAAUUAGACUGAAGGCCAUAUCACAGCAGUUUGGCUAGCUCUUAGUUAGAUUACUUGCUGAUAAAAACAACACAUCUGUGUGGUUACUCAAUGAAUUUUGCAGACAGACUAGACAGAUUAAUAUAUGUGUUGAUCUGCCUUUAUAUUAAACAUUACACAGUAUUUUGUUCAUAUCCUGGAAAUACUGGUGAUUGAAGAGAAACUGGAGGAAAGAUGGCAACCUCUCAUUGGACAGGUUAAAAACUUUGACAGUGCAGAGACGCAUGGAACAAUGCCUGAAUAAAUGGCUGACUUUUUUCAUGGUCAGCAAAAUGCAGAAUAUAAAGUUGCUCAUUUACAGUAAUUUUAGAGAGACUAUGGAUAAUAGUAAUGUUAAAUAUUUCUCAAAUCCUUUUCAAACAAAAACUGGAUAACAUGUAUGUGGAAAAUAUUUAACAUGAAUGUAAACCAGCAAUUACUUAUACUACAUUCUGGGAAAUUCUGCGAAUUGAAGAAGUGAGAAUGCAGCAUCACUUGGCUGUGAACAGCAUCCCCUUAGUAGAUGCAUUAUCUUUUGCCUGGUGGUGGACACAUGAUCUACAUGUAUUGAUAGUAGCAGCAGCAUGUCAUUUUCCCCAAGAGCUUUUACAUUCUCACAAUUAUCAAUAAAGUAGAUGCUUCAGGGGGAAAUGGCUCCCAGUGUCAGACCACAGAUAUAAUCUAAAAAUCUCAUUGAGACUGAAUACCCAAACUAAUUAUUUUGGUUUUUCUGAAGGAACUUAUACUGUAUAGAUGCCUGCCAAUCUUUGGUGUACAGCAAGCUUGCCACUUGCUGUGAGUAUUGCACACACAAGAUUUUGUCCAACUUAAACUAAAAAAAUAUAAUGCAUUUUAGUAAGAAAUAUUCGUUUCACUAAUUAUCUUAUUACCUAAAAUCUAGCAUGUUGAAACGGCCUGAAUCACAGAUCGAUAUGAUCAUAAAUUAAAGAUACCUCUUCCACUUAAUUUUGACCCGACACAUCACCAGAAACAAACAGUUGAGACUUCAUUUCACAGAGAAGCUAUGACGCUGGAAGCCAGUAACCCUUGACCAGACAGGAGAGGAACAAUGAAGUAACAGUCUUCAGUGUGUUCAGAGGAGUACUCUAAUGACAGUGUACAAGCGUGGGUUAUUCAGAACAGUCUGUUUUAGUUCAGAGUUAUAGCAAGGGGCCACCUGUAAUAGAACAGCCUUUGUGGUGUCCUUCUUUGAUGCUAUGGGAACAUAUUUGAUCAGUUGAGCAUUUGCUGCAACUGAUAACUGAGUGUGAGAGGCCAUACGCAAGAAUAACCCUGCUGGAGAGUUAUGGACCAGAUCAUGGGUAAUGUUUCUCUGUGUUUCAAAAUCUAUUAAAUUAUGCUCUUCUGUCUAUAUUGCUCUGGCUUUGAGCAACUGGAUGUCAAAUUUAGUUUACUUCAUGCAUGAGAGACUUUGCUUGUUUUCUGACUUUGCACUAGCCCUGGUCUUACAUUGCUUUGGUUCUAAAAGAUAAUUUGGAUUUUGGUCAUCAGAGACUGCUUCCAAAGUCUUCCACCCCAUUUGUGGGCCUCUCUUAGCUUGCCAAGAAUCACCAUCCCUGCACCCUCACAGCAGUGAUCUUCAUGAAUCUGGCAAAUCAAAGCCACUGUCUGAUUAGUCUGACCUCUUUGCCAGCCAACACCCAUCCUGCUAAUCUCCAGAGACACAG
Alosa sapidissima (American shad) is the source of this 3284-nucleotide messenger RNA. RefSeq names its product ras-related and estrogen-regulated growth inhibitor-like. Bases 769 to 1500 code for a protein of 243 amino acids. NCBI's taxonomy places the organism in Eukaryota, Metazoa, Chordata, Actinopteri, Clupeiformes, Clupeidae. The transcript is spliced from 4 exons. The record is from RefSeq and is a predicted model, not a curated record. Gene Ontology annotation, molecular function: GTP binding; GTPase activity.